Molecule: messenger RNA, 369 nt
Organism: Didymodactylos carnosus
Lineage: Eukaryota; Metazoa; Rotifera; Eurotatoria; Philodinida; Philodinidae
Source: the annotation of a GenBank genome assembly
AUGCAUUUCGAAAGAGUUGGACCUGGUUUUCACUACAAUUUAAACGACAAAACCGUCUUGGAAGCAGCACAAGAAACAAUUAAUGGCGGCUUGGCUGCAGGUGGGAAAGCAUUGACGGUUGUUGGAAGCAUAUCCACCUUUCUGGCAAGUGGUCCAGGGAUAUGUUUGUCCUUGUUAUUGGGUGCGGUCGUGUUGGCAGUUAUCAUGAAAGUAUAUAGUAUUAGUGUUUCUGGUAUACCACUACUGUUUAUAAAAACUGUCGCAAAAUUUAAUGAUCCACUGCGUACACAUGAUAUGUUUUUAAAAGCAGCAAAAUUAUCGGAGUCGCGUGCUCAUCCUGGACAAAUCGCCAUUGUAGUAGAUGAAUAG